CCCAGUCCGCGGGCUAAAUGCUAAACAAUUACUCUUUCUCAGUUAUCCUUGCGGUUCUUGUUCCUGCAAUUAAACCCGAUGCCUGUCCCUCAGGCGACGCUAGGCAUUUGAUGCUCCCUGAUCCAAUCCGUUGCCGUCGAACCUCCACAGAAUCCCGCGAUCGGACGAACCGACGAAGCUGAUUGACAUCCAAAUCUGCAGUUCUCCUCGAAAAGGCCCAGCCGAUUAUCUCACAAUGGAUGCCCAAGCAGCUACCGAGCCCAGAACUCACAGCGACUAUACUGUGGGAUGGGUCUGCGCUCUGCCCAAAGAACAAACCGCGGCGACAGCUAUGCUAGAUCACAAGCAUGACGAUCUUCCGAAACUAUCAAAUGAUCACAAUACGUAUACCCUAGGAUCCAUCGGCAAGCAUAAUAUCGUCAUAGCCUGCCUUCCUAAAGGCGAGAUCGGAACAAAUUCGGCGGCGACUGUCGCGACCUCGAUGGCCAACGCCUUUCCAUCCAUUAAGAUUGGUCUAAUGGUUGGCAUCGGCGGCGGUAUUCCACCUAAGGUUCGGCUUGGCGACGUUGUGGUCAGCUCACCAGUGGGCCAGUAUCCUGGGGUGGUUCAGUGGGACUUGGGCAAGGCGAAAGAAGGGGGCAAGUUCGAGCGGACUGGGUCGCUAAACAACCCCCCUUCCUCGCUCCGCACUGCCUUAACGAAACUGGAGACCGAACAUGAAAUGAGCGGAUCUAAGAUACCUCAGUAUCUAGAGGAUCUAAAACGCAAAUGGCCAAGGCUGGCGCUGAAGUACGCCAGCCGUGAUCACCUUGAGGACCCUUUCGACGUACCGGACGAUCCACCUCGCAGCCAAAAAGCAAUCCAGGGCCUUCCUUCCAUGGAGUCUGGGGCCAAGCAAGUGGAGGACACCGCGGUGAACACUGCGGUUGAUGGAGAUGGCGGGAAGCUGCGAAAUGUGUAUGUGCAUUACGGUCUGAUCGCAUCUGGUAACCAGGUCAUUAAAGACGCUGCGUUCCGAGAUAGGCUCAACGAGGAGUUUGGUGGCCAUGUUCUCUGUGUCGAAAUGGAAGCGGCGGGACUAAUGAACAACUUCCCGUGCAUUGUCAUCCGAGGCAUCUGUGAUUACGCAGAUUCGCACAAGAAUAAAGAUUGGCAGGAGCACGCGGCGGCCGUGGCUGCAGCAUUUGCGAAGGAGCUUUUGCAAUAUGUGCAGUCAAGUGCGGUUAUCGGAGAGCGUCCGGUAAAGGAUAUAUUGGAGCACACAUUAAAGCAGGUUCACAAAGAGACAUCCGCAACUCGAGAAGACGUCACCCAUAUCAAGUCCAAAUUGGAGAAAGAGGAAGAUAGAGAAGUCCUCGACUGGCUCACAAAAAUCGACUACGGUCCGCAGCAAAGCGACUACCUUAAGAGACGGCAACCAGGAACCGGGCAAUGGCUCCUUGACUCAGAAAAGUUCAAGGGUUGGUUGUCCGCCAGCAAUCAGACACUCUUCUGUCCAGGUAUCCCCGGGGCGGGAAAGACGAUCUUAACGUCAGUCGUGGUUGACUAUCUCGGUUCCAAGUUUUACAACGACCCGAGGAUCGGCAUCGCAUACAUCUACUUCAAUUUCCAGCGGCAAGACGAGCAGAAGAUUGAUGCCUUGCUGGCGAGUGUGCUGAAACAGAUAGCCGAGAGCCAACCAUCUGUUCCAGGAAGCGUUAAAGAUCUCUUUGACAAGCAUAAGGCCAAGAAGACGCGGCCAUCACUUGACGAAACCUUGAGAGUUCUCCAGUCCGUGGCGGCGACGUGUUCGAGAGUCUUUAUCGUUCUUGAUGCACUUGACGAAUGCCAAACAUCCGAAAGCUGCCGGAAGACGUUUCUCUCCGAGCUCUUCAACCUACAGAAAAUGCAUGGAAUAAACAUCUUUGCGUCAUCGAGGUAUAUCACGGAGAUCGUUGAUCGCUUCAAAACCAGCAUAUCACUGGAGAUCCGUGCAAGUACUGCCGAUGUUGCACAAUACCUAGAAGGUCACAUGUCGCAGUUACCAUCUUUCGUCGAACAGGACCGACAGCUGCGAGAAGAGAUUACGGCGGGGAUUUCAGAAGCCGUCGAUGGAAUGUUUCUCUUGGCACAAAUCUAUCUUAAUUUGCUUUGUGAUAAGAUGACACCAAAUGAUAUUCGAAGCACAUUGCAAGUCUUCCGGAACCAAGGGCAAAGCCGAGACGAGGACCAGAAGGCCCAGGUACUGAGCAGUGCGUACGACAAAGCAAUGAUGAUAAUCGAUGGGCAGAUGCCGGGUCGCAAGAAGCUUGCGAUGGAGGUUCUGGCAUGGAUCACGUGCGCAAAGAGACAGCUUACCACGUUAGAACUCCGGCACGCCCUUGCAACUAAGCCGGGAAAGUCCGAGCUUAACGACGGAGACUUGCCAUACAUCGAAGACAUGGUCUCUGUAUGUGCUGGACUGGUAACGAUCGAUGAACACAGUGGCAUUAUCCGGCUGGUUCACUAUACAACGCAAGAAUAUCUCGAGGGGACGCGGCAACGAUGGAAUCCGAACGCAGAAUUUGAGAUCACGACAACCUGCGUUACUUACCUCUCAUUCACCGUCUUUGAGACCGGGUACUGCACAACGGCCCGUAAGUUUGAGGAGCGGUUACAGUCAAACCCGCUCUACGAUUACGCCGCGCGCAACUGGGGGCAUCAUGCACGCAAGGCUGCAACAUCGAGUAAAGUGGUUGUGGGCUUUCUUGAGAGUAAAGCUAAGGUCGAAGCAUCGAGUCAAGCGCUGAUGGACGACAAGCAAAUCAACUACAGUCAAGGACAUCCAAGGAAUGGGACGGGACUACAUUUAGCAGGAUACUUUGGAGUCAUCGAGGCCGCAGAUGAACUCCUCAGGCGUAGACCCGAUCCAGAUGUGACAGAUACCUCCAGCAGAACGCCGCUGUGGUAUGCUGCCCAAAACGGGCACGAGGCCGUUAUUGAAAAGCUGCUCGCAGCGGGAGGCGACGUUAAUGCUGCUUCUGCUUAUGAAGGUGGCCAGACGGCGCUCCAAGCAGCCGCUGGACGAGGCCAUCUCCAGGUGGUCGAGAAGCUGCUCGCAGCGGGAGCCGACGUUAAUGCUGCUUCUGCUUAUGAAGGUGGCCGGACGGCGCUACAAGCAGCAGCUGGACGAGGCCAUCUCCAGGUGGUCGAGAAGCUGCUCGCAGCGGGAGCCGACGUUAAUGCUGCUGCUGCUUCUUCUUUUGGCCGGACGGCGCUGCAAGCAGCAGCUGAAGGAGGCCAUCUCGAGGUAGUCGAGAAGCUGCUCGUAGCGGGAGCCGACGUUAAUACUGCUACUGCUUUUUCUUUUAGCCAGACGGCGCUGCAAGCAGCAGCUAGACAAGGCCAUCUCCAGGUGGUCGAGAACCUGCUCGUAGCGGGAGCCGACGUUAAUGCUGCUACUGCUUCUUUUGGCCGGACGGCGCUGCAAGUAGCAGCUGAAGGAGGCCAUCUCGAGGUGGUCGAGAAGCUACUCGCAGCGGGAGCCGACGUUAAUGCUGGUGCUGCUUCUUCUUUUGGCCGGACGGCGCUCCAAGCAGCCGCUGAAGGAGGCUAUCUCGAGGUGGUCGAGAAGCUGCUCGUAGCGGGAGCCGACGUUAAUGCUGCUUCUGCUUAUGAAGGUGGCCGGAUGGCGCUACAAGCAGCAGCUGGACAAGGCCAUCUCCAGGUGGUCGAGAAGCUACUUGUAGCGGGAGCCGACGUUAAUGCUGCUGCUGCUUAUGAAGAUGGCCAGACGGCGCUGCAAGCAGCAGCUAAAGGAGGCUAUCUCCAGGUGGUCGAGAAGCUGCUCGUUGCGGGAGCCGACGUUAAUGUUGGUGCUAUUUAUGGCCGGACGGCGCUGCAAGUAGCAGCUGGACGAGGCCAUCUCCAGGUAGUUAAGAAGCUGCUCGCAGCGGGAGCCGACGUUAAUACCCUUACUUCUGAUGGCUGGACGGCGUUCCAAGCAGCAGUUGAGAAAGGCUAUCCCAAGUACACGGCAAUUCACCACAUUCUGUCUCGGCUCGAACAGCGGCCUAAUAUAUCUAUUUGUGAUGGCGGAGUUGAUCCGGCAAUACCACCCCUUAGCAGGACCGGCGUCACUGAUAACAGCAUGAGCGAAACCCAGGCGCCGACGCUGGAGUUCAAACUGGAGGGUUAG
Podospora bellae-mahoneyi is the source of this 4156-nucleotide messenger RNA. RefSeq lists its product as uncharacterized. Gene Ontology annotation, biological process: nucleoside metabolic process. NCBI's taxonomy places the organism in Eukaryota, Fungi, Ascomycota, Sordariomycetes, Sordariales, Podosporaceae. The coding region runs from base 236 to 4156 and encodes 1306 amino acids. Gene Ontology annotation, molecular function: catalytic activity; protein binding. The record is from RefSeq and is a predicted model, not a curated record. The transcript is spliced from 3 exons. Gene Ontology annotation, cellular component: cytoplasm.